Messenger RNA from Dicentrarchus labrax (European seabass), 1694 nucleotides. RefSeq names its product claudin-7-B-like. Gene Ontology annotation, biological process: cell adhesion; bicellular tight junction assembly. Gene Ontology annotation, molecular function: structural molecule activity. The transcript has 4 exons. Bases 180 to 803 code for a protein of 207 amino acids. The record is from RefSeq and is a predicted model, not a curated record. Gene Ontology annotation, cellular component: bicellular tight junction; plasma membrane. NCBI's taxonomy places the organism in Eukaryota, Metazoa, Chordata, Actinopteri, Moronidae.
GAAUACGCAAAUAAAUAAGACUUUUCCAGCAACAAAGCAAACUUAGUUAAAACUCGGUCAGAUUUUGAAGGAGUGACUGGGGGAUUUGUACCUUCACAGCAGGUGGACGUCGUCUUUUGUUGUUUCGCCUUCGAGUCGUUGAGGAGGAGGAGGAAGAAGAAGAAGAAGAAGAAGCAGAAAUGGCCAACUCGGGUCUGCAGAUUUUAGGAUUCGCCCUGGCUCUUUUGGGCUUAAUUGGACUGAUAAUUGGCACCAUUUUGCCGCAGUGGAAGAUGUCCGCUUAUGUCGGGGACAACAUCAUCACAGCGGUGGCCAUGUACGAAGGGCUCUGGAUGUCCUGUGCGUUUCAGAGCACAGGCCAAAUCCAGUGCAAAGUCUACGACUCCAUCCUGCAGCUCAACAGUGCCCUCCAGGCAACUCGUGCCCUUAUGAUUGUUAGCAUCAUUGUGACUGUGGCUGGCCUGGGUGUAGCCUGCAUGGGAAUGAAGUGCACCAACUGUGGAGGAGAUGACAAAACGCGCAAGUCCCGCAUUGCCAUGACUGGAGGCAUUAUCAUCCUGAUUGGAUCUUUGUGUUCCAUUGUUGCCUGCUCUUGGUAUGCUCACGACAUCAUCCAAGCCUUCUACAACCCUUUCACCCCCGUCAAUACCAAGUAUGAGUUUGGUUCUGCCAUCUUCAUUGCCUGGGCUGGAGCGUUCCUGGCUGUUGUGGGAGGUGCCAUGUUGGCAGCAUCCUGCCCAAGAGGGAAAUCUACACCGAAGUAUCCCAUCUCCAGACCCCCCAGCAGCAAGGAAUACGUUUGAAUAGGAAUAUCAUUACCUGUUUUUAUUUUAUUUUAUUUUAUAUUUUAGAUUCUUCAGGGCUACCCUGUCAUGUUACUGUAUAUUUUAACAAAUUGAUUCAAUUUUUAAAUAAUGGCUGUUUACUUCAUAAAGAGCUUAUUUGCCCUUGCCCUGUCUGGAGCUACAGUCAGUGCUUACUGAUUUGUAUACUACAUAGUAUACUGUCCACUUAGUUGACACCUGUGAAGCACUAAGUUUAAAAUUAAGGUGAAACACCCAUAAUAACAUACAACUUGGUAUGUAGAAGAUUGUUCACAUGCUGAAUGCGACAAUGUACACACAAUAAAUUGUGCAGUGUGUUUGGGGAAACUGUUUGAAGGAACUGAAUCUACAUCAGGUAUGGAAAUAGACAACUUCCACCAUUUGUUACUGUGUUGGCUGAAUCCAUAGAGGUUAAACAUCUGGCACCUGAGAAGCAAUUUGCUACCAUUAUUUCCAUGUAUAUGUGCCUUAUUUAUAUGAACACAGCAAAUCAUUCAGUACCAUUGUAGACUAUUUUUGUUUUUAAUCAAGUGCCAGAGUGAAAUUGUAACAGUAAAUUACAGUGAACUAAAUCCAUGCAGUCCGAUUACCAAUGUUUUUGCUGACAUACAUACAGCAACAGAUGUUGUGAGCGAUGUAUUUGUUGACUUGUUCUGUAAUUACAGUUUGUGUGAAUGGGCUUGGCUUAUCUCGCAGGCUUUUUAGUCUCAAUAGCUGUUGCUGCACUCAUAAAAUUUUCAGUUUUUUAAGAACAUUUUAAAUUGUGAUUUUGAAAAGUUUGUUGUACAUAAAUAAAAGUGGAAAAUGUACUUGUUUUUGGCUUCUGUAAAUGCCUUUAUUCUAAAUAAUAAAUAAACUUGCAUAAAAGGG